Messenger RNA from Cuscuta campestris, 595 nucleotides. NCBI's taxonomy places the organism in Eukaryota, Viridiplantae, Streptophyta, Magnoliopsida, Solanales, Convolvulaceae. The record is from the annotation of a GenBank genome assembly.
UUUACAAAGAAGCUGAGAGAUAAGGAAUUUUGAUCCUCACUUCUGAUGGUUACACGAAUAUUUAUACUAAGCUGCAGGGGGAAAAACCGCCGCUUGCCCAUGUUGAGGCACGUUCCUGGGUGGCCGGCUAUGGCAGCUGCAAAAUUUGAGAAGACGGAGGAUGAAUGGAGGGCCAUCAUCUCCCCCGAGCAGUUUCGGAUCCUCCGAGAAAAGGGCACCGAGUUGCGUGGUACAGGAGAAUAUGACAAGUACUUCGGGGACGACAUCUACAAUUGCACGGGCUGUGGCACGCCGCUCUACAAGUCUACGACCACGUUCGACUCGGGGUGUGGGUGGCCCGCCUUUUACGAAGGUUUCCCGGGGGCAAUCACCCGGUCUCCGGACCCUGAUGGGAGGAGGACUGAGAUCACCUGCACUGCCUGCGGCGGGCACCUUGGCCAUGUCUUCAAAGGAGAAGGCUACAAAACACCCACGGACGAACGCCAUUGUGUGAACAGUGUUUCGAUCAAGUUUGCUCCUGCAAGUUCUUCCGAUUCCUGAACUCGUGCGUUUCUUCCUCUUUUGGAACUGAAAAAAAUAAUCUCUUGCUGUUUGU